AUGUCGUCAUUGGGGACGUCCAAGGGGAUCCUCGAGAUCGCCAAGUUCGGGGUGUACGUCGCCGUCCCCGUUACCCUCACCUACCUCGUCGCCACCGACUCCAAGGCCAUCAAGAAGCUCAUGGGCCUCGGGGAGCCGGGGCGGUUUGCGAGGAUGACCCAGGCCAUGUGCGAGACAUGCAAGCGAGGGCCGUGCGCGUGGGGGUCGUGUACAGCGAGGGUUGAUUUUUUUCCUUGA
Messenger RNA from Triticum turgidum subsp. durum (durum wheat), 237 nucleotides. The record is from the annotation of a GenBank genome assembly. NCBI's taxonomy places the organism in Eukaryota, Viridiplantae, Streptophyta, Magnoliopsida, Poales, Poaceae.